AUGAGCCACAAGAGCAAACCAAAAACACCAGGCUCUUCGCCAAAGAAACUGGUUCAAUCCAAUCAAGCCAUAAACACGGUAGACUUGAAGCUUGAAGAUGAAGAUGCUUUGAAAAGAUUAAGCAUCGUUUCACCCAAGGUCAACAAAUCUCAAGGAUCACCAUCUCGUGGGGUUUCUAAGCCGAUUUCAAACUCAAGGCUUAAGGAAAUUUCGAGAAAUUUAGAAUACAAAGGUUCUCAAUAUAGGGAUGGUAUCUCGCAAGAAAAAACAUCAACCCCUGCUUCAAGUUAUGCUACUCGCUCUGUGUCAAAUAGAGAAUCAUUGGGAUCAUCAUUGUCUCAAACCCUGGGUGCUGAAGUUUGUGGUCAAUUAAGCUCUCAGGGAGGUAAUACAUUAGGUAUUGGUGCUUCUAUUGAAAUUGGACAUACUUCAAAAGUUGCUGAAAAUGCUUAUUCUGAAAACAGCGAUGAGGCAGAUGAAGGUAGUCAAGAAGCUGAAAGUGACGAGUCUGAAAAUGAUGAGUCUGACAGCGAAUAUCAUGCUGAAGAAUCCGGGCCUGAGGGGUUUGGCGGUGAAGAAUCAGAUGUUGAAGUUGUGAAAAAUGAAGAAUCGAGCAGUGAGGCUGAUUCAGAAAGUGAGGAUUCAGAAAGUGAAGAUUUAGAAAGUGAAGAGUCAGAAAAUGAAGAGUCUUUGAAUAAAGAAACAUAUUUUGAAGCUUCAGAAGAGGGAGAUUCAAAUUGUGAAGAUUCAGAAGAGGUAGAAGAUUCAGAAGAUUCAGAAGAUGAGGAUUCAGAAGAUGCGAAUGGUGAAGAGUCAUCUAGUGAAGCAGAUAAUAGUGCAAUCAACCAGGAAAACAGUUCAUUGGAUUUGGAAAUCUCAAGAUCUGUACCUCCUACUAUAGAAGCCAAAUCAGAAGACUUUGGCGGUGAUAUCAGCAUUUAUGAUGAUAAUGUUUAUACAAAUGGUCCGUAUUCUGCUUGUGAAGUCUCAGGUGAUUCUAGUUCAGAGAAUGAGCAAAGUAUUAAAGUUGUUGGAGCUACAAGUCCAAGGGUUCAAAAGCUGAAAAUGGAGAAUGAUAUCAUUGAUGAAACUGAAUCUAGUGAAGAUGACUAUGGUGAUGGACUUGGUCAAAUUGUCAGUCAUAGAGUUAGGAUACCACCAUGGUCAUCAUAUUAUGAAACCAAGUUCUAUACAACGAGGAAUAUCAAAGAGAUUUUAUCUAUUUGCAACUCGAAUAUUUUUUUUGAAAGGGAGGACUUACAAUAUGAAUCUUUUAUUAAACAUGUUAAACUGGAUAGAAGUUUUUUUGAAGGGUUGAGAUCUGUUAUCUACAAUAAUGGUUCAUUUGGAGCUUCAGAUUUCGAGAACAAACAUAUCUAUAAAGGAUGUCGUAUUCACUUUAAAAUCCCCAGUUUUUAUAGGCACAUUAACAAGAGUGUUUGCUCUUAUUGUCUUAGAGACGGGUUUAUCAGCCCUGAAGGUCAUUAUACUGAACUUUUCAAGUGCAAACUAAGAUUUUACGAUGAAUUUGAUGAUAUUCUAGGAAUUCCAGAUGUAACAAGCUUCAAUGAGAUUACUGAAAAGAGACUUCUUCCAUUUGAAUCAUUAAGUGCUGAAAAUAUAUCAAAUGGAUUAGUUCCAAGUGAGAUGGAGGAAUUUCUCCAAGAUGGUGGUAUGUUGGACCAAUACCUCCACGACUCAACAUUUAACAUAUAUAUCAAAACAAAUAAAUUCAGCUCUGAAUUUUACUUUCCAAGGCCUUCUCAUGUUUUAGAAGGGAUUGAACGCGUUGAAAAUUUUGACUUCGGUUCUGGUUCUAGAGUUAAAUCACGCUACGAAUGA
Messenger RNA from Hansenula ciferrii, 1842 nucleotides. Its product is annotated as Halomucin. The transcript has a single exon. Lineage: Eukaryota; Fungi; Ascomycota; Saccharomycetes; Phaffomycetales; Wickerhamomycetaceae. The record is from RefSeq and is a predicted model, not a curated record. Bases 1 to 1842 code for a protein of 613 amino acids.